This is a messenger RNA of Peromyscus leucopus (white-footed mouse), 2295 nucleotides long. RefSeq names its product calpain 5 (gene Capn5). The record is from RefSeq and is a predicted model, not a curated record. Gene Ontology annotation, cellular component: cytoplasm. NCBI's taxonomy places the organism in Eukaryota, Metazoa, Chordata, Mammalia, Rodentia, Cricetidae. Gene Ontology annotation, biological process: proteolysis. Gene Ontology annotation, molecular function: calcium-dependent cysteine-type endopeptidase activity.
CCCCAAUCCCUUCCCGAGACCACGCCUCUGCCUCCAAUGGGCGGAGGCUUAGAGGUUGGGCGGGCCAGAAAGAAGCCCCGGGGUCCAAGCUCCGGCUGCCGAGAUCCAGCCCCAGCCCGCUGGCCGCCGGGGCAGCAACUCCUCGCCGAGUCCCAGGCUUCAGCGCGGGCUGGUCCAGCCUCCGCUCCAGUGCCUGCGCUGUGCCCUGUAUCCCGGGAGUCCAGCUCCAGCUGCGGCGACGCGGCAGGUGCCUCCCCUUCUUGGGGACGUGGUCACCAUGUUCUCCUGCGUUAAGGCCUAUGAGGACCAGAACUACUCAGCGCUGAAGCGGGCCUGUCUGCGCAGGAAGGUGCUCUUUGAGGACCCCCACUUUCCUGCCACUGACGACUCACUCUACUAUAAGGGCACCCCAGGGCCCACAGUCAGGUGGAAGCGGCCUAAGGAUAUCUGUGAUGACCCCCGCCUCUUUGUAGACGGCAUCAGCUCCCACGACCUGCACCAGGGUCAGGUGGGCAACUGCUGGUUUGUGGCCGCCUGCUCGUCCCUCGCCUCCCGAGAGUCACUCUGGCAAAAGGUCAUCCCAGACUGGAAGGAGCAGGAAUGGGACCCUGAGAAGCCUGAUAACUAUGCUGGCAUCUUCCAUUUCCACUUCUGGCGCUUCGGGGAGUGGGUGGACGUGGUCAUCGAUGACCGGCUGCCCACAGUCAACAACCAGCUUAUUUACUGCCACUCCAACUCCAGAAAUGAGUUCUGGUGUGCCCUGGUGGAGAAGGCCUAUGCCAAGCUGGCAGGCUGUUACCAGGCCCUGGAUGGGGGCAACACGGCGGAUGCACUCGUGGAUUUCACAGGUGGCGUUUCUGAACCCAUUGACCUGACCGAUGGGGACUUGGCCAGCGACGAGGUCAAGAGGAGUCAGCUCUUUGAGCGGGUGCUGAAGGUGCAUAGCAGAGGUGGUCUCAUCAGUGCCUCCAUCAAGGCUGUGACAGCAGCUGACAUGGAGGCCCGCCUGGCAUGUGGCCUGGUGAAGGGCCAUGCGUACGCUGUCACUGAUGUGCGCAAGGUGCGCCUGGGCCACGGCCUGCUGGCCUUCUUCAAAUCGGAGAAGCUGGACAUGAUCCGCCUGAGGAACCCCUGGGGCGAGCGGGAGUGGAACGGGCCCUGGAGCGACACCUCAGAGGAAUGGAAGAAAGUGAGCAAGAGUGAGCGAGAGAAGAUGGGCGUGACCGUGCAGGAUGAUGGCGAGUUUUGGAUGACCUUCGAGGACGUGUGCCGGUACUUUACCGACAUCAUUAAGUGCCGCCUGAUUAACACGUCCUACCUGAGCAUCCAUAAGACCUGGGAGGAGGCGCGGCUGCGUGGCGCCUGGACGAGACAUGAGGACCCACAGCAGAACCGCAGUGGAGGCUGCAUCAACCACAAGGACACUUUCUUCCAGAACCCACAGUACAUCUUUGAAGUCAAGAAGCCAGAAGAUGAAGUACUGAUCUGCAUUCAGCAGCGACCCAAGCGUUCAACGCGCAGAGAAGGCAAAGGCGAGAACCUGGCCAUCGGCUUCGACAUCUAUAAGGUGGAGGAGAACCGCCAGUACCGGAUGCACAGCCUGCAGCAUAAGGCCGCCAGCUCCAUCUACAUCAACUCCCGGAGCGUUUUCUUGCGGACAGAGCAGCCCGAGGGGCGCUAUGUCAUCAUCCCUACCACCUUCGAGCCGGGCCACACUGGCGAGUUCCUGCUCCGAGUCUUCACGGAUGUCCCUUCCAACUGCCGGGAGCUGUGCCUGGAUGAGCCCCCUCGCACCUGUUGGAGUUCCCUCUGUGGCUACCCCCAGCAAGUGACCCAGGUCCAUGUCCUGGGGGCUGCUGGCCUCAAGGACUCGUCAGCAGGGGCAAACUCCUAUGUGAUCAUCAAGUGUGAGGGUGAGAAGGUUCGCUCAGCUGUGCAGAGAGGGACCUCGACACCGGAGUACAAUGUGAAGGGCGUCUUCUAUCGCAAGAAACUGGCUCAGCCCAUCACCGUGCAAAUCUGGAAUCACCGUGUCCUGAAGGAUGAAUUCCUGGGCCAGGUGUGCCUGAAGACCGACCCGGACGACCUGCAGGCGCUCCACACACUCCACCUCCAGGACCGCAGCAGGCGGCAGCCCAGCGACUUGCCGGCGGUGGCCGUGCACGUCCUCAGCAGCGCCUCUCUCACGGCUGUGUGACACCGGCCCCCCGCCUGCCUGGCCCCACCAGUCCUCACCACCACCUGCAUGUCCCCACCUGGCCUGGGUCCAGCCUGGGAACCAGACCCUGGGGCCCU